Fusarium coffeatum is the source of this 1200-nucleotide messenger RNA. RefSeq lists its product as uncharacterized. The transcript is spliced from 3 exons. Gene Ontology annotation, cellular component: fungal-type cell wall; plasma membrane. Gene Ontology annotation, biological process: fungal-type cell wall organization. Bases 1 to 1200 code for a protein of 399 amino acids. NCBI's taxonomy places the organism in Eukaryota, Fungi, Ascomycota, Sordariomycetes, Hypocreales, Nectriaceae. The record is from RefSeq and is a predicted model, not a curated record.
AUGCAUUCCGUUAAGGUUCUUUCUGCCAUCGCGGCACUCGGUGUCUCUGCGGUUUCCGCCGCCUCCACCUGCACCAGCAACAUCAAGGUUUCCGAGCCCACCCCCAGCAUUGACUGCGACGUUGUCGAUGGCGAUAUUACUAUCGACAAGGACGUUGCUGGUACCGUUGUUAUCAACGGCCCCAAGCAGAUCAAGGGUGACUUCAUUGCCAAGGGUGCUGGCGACCUCAUCUCUAUUUCCAGUACCUCCAUCAACGCCAUUGGCGGCAAGUUCGAGCUCAGCAACCUUGAGUCUCUUAGCAACCUUGAGUUUUCAUCUCUCACCAGCCUGGGCGAGCUUAGCUUCAUCAAGCUUCCCCGUCUCGGUGAGCUGAACUUUGGUACCGAGGGUGUUACUAAGAUCAAGACCAUUCAAAUCACCGAUACCUUCAUCAGCGAUCUGAGCGGUCUCAGCGUUGCCACCGUCGAGAAGUUCCAGAUCGACAACAACCGCAAGAUGAACACCUUCAACUCUGACCUCGUCAACAUUACUUCCGAGCUCAAGAUUUUCGACAACGGAAACGACAUCAUGGAGAUUACCAUGAACAAGCUUGAGACCGCUGCCGAGAUCCAAAUCUCCAGCGCCAAGUCUUUCAUGGUCCCUGCUCUCAAGGAGGUCACCAAGAGCUUGAAGCUCAGCGCCAACCCCGAGCUGAAGUCUUUCAGCGCCCCCAACCUGACUGUCAUUGACGAGACUCUGUCUCUCAUUGACAUGAACAAGCUCACCAACGUCUCUUUCCCCGAGCUCGAGGAGAUUGGUGGCGGUUUCACCAUCCAGAACAACACCAAGCUUCUGGCCAUCGAUGACUUCCCCAAGCUUGAGAAGGUCACUGGUGGUAUUGCUCUCCGCGGCAGCUUCGAGAAGGUCAAGCUCCCCAAGCUUGAGCAGGUUAGCGGCAGUGUCGUCGUUUCUUCCACUACCGAUAUCGAGGAGUUCUGCAAGUUUUUCGACGACAUGAAGGAUGACAAGAAGAUUGAUGGUGAGAAGACAUGCUCUUUCAACAACAAGAACGCCAACAAGGGUGAGGACGGUGGUCAGAAGAGCGAUGGUUCCGGUUCUUCCCAAAGCAACGAGGACGAUGACAGUGCCGCCGGCAGCGUCAGCAUCAACAUGGCUGUCCUUGCCCUUGCCGGUGUCGCUGCUGUUGCCCAGCUCUUCUAA